AUUGUGUGGGCGACACGCAAAUUCAGGUGUUACCUGGAUAGGAACGAGUUUGAUCUCUACACGGACCACAAGGCGCUCACAUGGGUGUUUAGUGAAGGAAACCGUACCAGGAAUGCCAAGCUGGCACACUGGGCGAUGGAACUGUCUCAAUUGCGGUUCAAGGUGUACCAUAAGCCU
Phytophthora sojae is the source of this 177-nucleotide messenger RNA. RefSeq lists its product as hypothetical. The transcript has a single exon. The record is from RefSeq and is a predicted model, not a curated record. Lineage: Eukaryota; Oomycota; Peronosporomycetes; Peronosporales; Peronosporaceae. The annotation marks the transcript as partial.